Batrachochytrium dendrobatidis JAM81 is the source of this 1077-nucleotide messenger RNA. RefSeq lists its product as uncharacterized. The record is from RefSeq and is a predicted model, not a curated record. Bases 1 to 1077 code for a protein of 358 amino acids. The transcript has 4 exons. Gene Ontology annotation, biological process: proteolysis. Lineage: Eukaryota; Fungi; Chytridiomycota; Chytridiomycetes; Rhizophydiales. Gene Ontology annotation, molecular function: aspartic-type endopeptidase activity.
AUGGUGUUUUACAUAGAUUUGCUGAUCGGUACUCCACCAGUGAAUGUAAAUGUGUUGAUUGACACUGGAUCGUCUACCUUUUGGAUAGAUGAUUCUGCUUGUUUUGACUCCAGACAGUGCAAAACUCACAAAUACAAUCCUAUUGACAGCACCACUCAAAGACCUGUUGUUCAUCCGAUUGUGCACAGAGAGUAUGGUGAUGGUACAUCCGUGACAUGCACCAUCAUAUCUGAUGUAGUUUCUAUUGCCGGAAUCUCAAUUCCAAAUCAGACAAUUUGUGCAGCCUCGCAGGUAAAAUCAAUCGAGUCAAUCAGCUUAGAUGGUAUCCUGGGUCUAGGUCCACCAAACAGCGUUGAUCCAGCAGAUCUAUUCAGCAAUCUUGAAAACUCACUUAGCGAGCGCAAAGUGAGUUUCUACUACGACCGCACUGUAACUCCCAUCAACCCUCAAUUACAAAUACGGGAUGCUGGUGAAGUGACAUUUGGUGUACCCAAUCCAGCGAGAUACACUGGCAACUUUUCAUGGUCGCCCAUUGUUAAAACCGACUCGCACUGGGCACUUACUCUUUCGUCUGUCGUUAUUGAUGGGAAAACAUUUAGUUCAACACCUAUUGUUGCCUUGAUGGAUACUGGAACAACCAUUAUCAUUUUGGACAAGGGCACCUUUAAUGCAAUCAACAGUGCCAUGGGUGGUGUGUCAGUUCAGGGUGUCUUGUAUGAACUAGAUUGCACCAUGGUCAGCAAAAUGCCAUCGAUCCAGUUCAACUUUCAAGGUGUAACGCUUACCAUGACUUGGGAUCAACAAUACUUUGUUAUUGAAAAUCAAUACUGUGUAUCUGUGUUUGGCUACUCUGCUAACUUGCCUCCUAAUAUGGCCAUCUUUGGUGCCUGGUUUCUGCGCAGCUUUUACACCAGUUUUGACUAUACUGGUCGACAGAUUGGGUUUGCUACGCCUGUUGGUGUUGUUACUGCUCAGAUGCAGCCCAAUACUCAUCGAUCAAUAGCCAAUGCAAACAUGAUGGUUGGCAUGAUGAGCAUUUUGAUUGCAAAUAUGAUUGCCCUUGUCGCCAUUAUCUGA